Molecule: messenger RNA, 2772 nt
Organism: Didymodactylos carnosus
Lineage: Eukaryota; Metazoa; Rotifera; Eurotatoria; Philodinida; Philodinidae
Source: the annotation of a GenBank genome assembly
AUGGGAACUUGUACAUCAAAAAGGCGUGUUACAACGCAUGAUAUAAGACCAUCAAGUUUGACAAAAAACGUGUUGAAUACAACAUCAGAAAGUAACAGAAAUUCAACUGCAUAUCAACAUCAACUGUCAGUUGAACAAACAUUAACAACACCUUUGAUUUCUUCUCCUUCAACACCAAUCUUAGAUCAAACACCACAACAUCUUCCAAUAACAGUACGAUCAACUGAAAAAAAUGUAACAUAUCAUGAUGAAAUCGUUUGUUUAAAUACAGAUUCAUAUUCACAAUAUUUUCAUACACCUUACAGACAAAUUACCUUAGAUAAAAAGGAAACUAACUAUUAUUGGUCUAAUGAAAAUAAACUAUUAAACUGUCCUAACAGUAAUAAUAAUAAUAAUAAUAACAACAACAACAACAACAACAACAAUAAUCGAGUAUCACCACAACAACAAGAAAUGUCAUCCAUUCCAAUACCUAAAACUAUGACGACCAAUCAUACGAGGUUUACCGUUUUUCAACCUACGUCAUCAUCGUUUAUAGAACAAUCAGAUUCAACGAAGUAUUAUCGACCAACGCUUAAUUCUCGUUCAUUUCAUGUACCAACAUCAACUAUUUCCGUUCCCCUAUUAACGAGUGUUCCUUUGUCCACUAUUCAAUCGAAUGUAUCCAAUGCUUAUUCGAAUACUAAUAAUAAUAUUAUCACAAGCACUCCAAACAGAAAUAGUGUUCCAACAUCGGCAAGUAUUGUCAUCGCGAACACCCACACAGGUCCUAAACAAAUGUCAAACGGAUUAACAACAAAUAAUUCAGAGUAUAAACGUUCUGCGCCACCAAUGACAUUUCAUUCCAGAUUUGGAUUUAAACCAUCGAAUACACCCACUUCUCCAUCAACAACAAAUAGUCGUAGCCGCUCUGUGAGUCCGACAUUGAUUACCUCAUCGUCUCCCGUCACGUCAAAAGAUUUGAAAAAUGGGCAAAUACAAUCAAAAACGACUACAUCAAACAAUAAAUCGCAAAUUAUACGAACGACAAAAGCAUCAUCAAAUAAACAUAUACCUCAAUCAUAUUCACCUUAUAGUAAACAGACAAAUUCAAAUGAAAGACUAAUUAAUAGUCGUACAGAACCGUUAUCGUCAAAUAUACGUAUAACACCCGCGUCUGAUCGUGAUCUAGUCAGUACUAAACAAAUUCUACAACAAUCAUCUUCACCAUUAACAUCCACGAUACCGGCAAACUUCACACGUUCUUCAAGAGCUCCAUCUCAAACUCUUCAAGAAACAAAUUCACCAUCACAUUUAUCGCCAAGAACACCAUCAAAAACAGGUAUACCACGAGCCAUAUCACCAAAUACUAUACGCCCUAUUCAGACACAACAACAACAGCAACAUCAACAACAAGAUGUUAAUUCGUUAAGAGAUAAAGUAAAAGAACAAAAGCGAAAAAUUUUUUACUCAAAAUCGCCUGUUCAAUCAGAAUCAAUUCCUAUAGAGGGUGCAUAUAGAAAUAGAAAUACAAAUUUUGAAUUAUUAACAUUAGACGAGAAUGAUCAUAAUAAAACUAUAGUAUCAAAUACCGGUGACGUGAAUAAAAAUCUUAUUCCACAAGUAUCUACUACAAUACAAAAUAAUCAUCGAUACGAUGCGUCUAAAUCAUCUAUUAUUGAAUUUCAACAGUCAUUUAUACCUCGUGGGCGUUCAUCUGAUUCAGCUUAUGCUAGUCUUCAUAACAGUAUUUCUUCUUCUCAACUACAGGCUCAAAUAUCGAGUGUAGCAUCUCCAUUAACAUUAUCAUUUGUUAAACCAAGUACAAAUUCUGUUACUAAUCGUCCACAAAAUGAUGAAAUAAGUACAUUAUCGUUUGAUUCUUCAUCAGCUAUAUCCGAUAUAUUAAAUCACGAUAUUUUGGAUGAUGACAACUGUUCAUUAAAAUCGAAAGAUUUAAUGUGCGACUUUGAUGAUACGUUAACGAUGGAUUCAUCGCAACCAUCAACAAAAAAUGAUCGAAUAAACUCUUGUUCAUCGUUGUCAAUUGAUCAACAGCAGCAAUUAAAUGAAAAUAGUCCAAUAGAAAAAGAAACAUCAACAUUACUAUCGACUGUACUACAUAAUAAGUCAGAUGAUUACUCUAUAACGUCUAAUCUUUUAUUAUCAUCACCGAUUUCAAACAAUUCACCGUCAUCAUUUGUACACCAUAAAUCGAUUAUUGACGAUAGAAAAGGUAAACGCGCGUCAACAAUACCAGCUUGUUAUUCACAAAAAGAUAAUCGCGAUGGAAGUUUAUUAGAAUCGUUAGACGAAUUGACACGAUUAAGUGGAAGCAAUAAACUUAUGACACGAUCUGUAUCUUUGAAACCUCCAAGUUUAUUACCACCAUUAGAGGAUGCUGAACAGAUUCCAAUGGACAUAGAAUCAUAUCGACAAGUGAUGAAAGAUGUGACUGUUGUUAAAACCAUUCUUCAUCAAUUAGAUCGUCUUUUAAAACAAAAUGAUGUUGAUGUUAAUCCAUUAAUAAGUGAUUCUAUGAUCAAUUCUUGGCAUGGAGGUGAUUUACAAUCAUCAACAAUGUCAAAUUCAAAACGAACAUUAAACAAUCUUCGUUUAUCAUCAUCAACAGAUGAUACAAACACACCAUAUGACGAUUUAUUAAAAGAAAUUGUUACAUUACGAAAAGAAAAAGAACAAGACAAAAAUACAAUAAGAUUAUUACAAGAGCAAAUGAAACCACUACGUUCAAAAGGUUUAACAUUUACUGGUUUGAGGAUUAAGAGACAAUGA